AUGCAUGUGAUGGUUCAAGAUAGUUACAAAACAGUGUUACAAAAAGAAUGUAGAGUGUCGGUAUUCAAUUCAAUUACAUUUAUUCAAUUGAACGUUAACAGAUGGAACUUAAGAUAUUUACAAAAUGGGGUUCAGAUGGGGGGUAGAGUGUCGGAUUAUAACGUAUAUGGUGAAGACGAGCAACCUUUACACCGCGGCGUUAACCCCAACCCGUUCCUAAUGAAUCAAAACCAGGCCCCUCCCACCCAGUUCCCGAGACCGAAUCUUAUCUAUUACACUCACAUUCGAACACGAGUAGUGUCAGUUCGUGCGACGUAUAGUGAUCGCGAAGACCUCCCGGUGAUGGUAUCUUACUACAAUAGUAGCAACAUGUACCGCCACCAGCAAGCCGUCGCCGCACCACCGGCCAACGCGCAUUCCUGGUACGGUUACCAUCAGGGCGCCCAGAUGGGCGCCGAGCAGCAAAUGUGGGAACCUCAAAUGUGGCACCAUCACGGCCACGUCCCGACGCAUUCCGUAUUCAACAAUGGGGAGUUUUCGGAGUUCGUGCACUCGGGGAUGGUGCACAACGAAGGUCACCACAACCAGCUGAUGCCGUCGCCGACGAUCACGGUUUCCGGGAGUGAACUGUCGAGUCCGGGAGCCGGAAACGGGAGUAUUUCGCCUCAGAACCACCACCAGACCCAAGUGCCGAGGCCACCGCCGGCGAGGAGUCCCUUCGAGUGGGUGAAACGGACGAGUUAUCAGAGUCAGCCCAAUCCUGAGCUUGAAAGACGUCAAAGCUCCGAAUCUGUUCCGGUCGAUAGUCCCGAGCCCCAAGACGGAAUCGGGAAAACAAGAACGAAGGACAAAUACCGAGUAGUAUAUACGGACCUCCAAAGGAUAGAAUUAGAAAAAGAAUUCACUUUAUUUAAUCGUUACAUAACAAUCAAACGAAAAUCGGAACUAGCUACUACUUUGGGUUUAUCAGAGCGUCAAGUUAAGAUCUGGUUUCAGAACAGACGAGCGAAAGAGCGGAAACAAGCGAAGAAGCGUGUUGAAGAGAAACAGCAAAUGAACAGUCUUUACCAGCAAAACCUCUUACAGCAGCAGCAACAACAACCACAACCACCGGGUCAGGGGCAACUGAUUGUGGGUUUUCCACCCCCAGCGCCGUUUAUGAUGCAUUUACUAAACGAUAAUCCCAUAAAAACUGAAAAUAGUGAUGGUGGUGAUUUAGAUAAUGUUGCAUAAAACCAUUUAGUGAUUAUGCCACUUUCUCAAACCGUCCCAUUAAAAGUGCAAUGUUUUAUGUGCAAUUUCGUUAACGCAAUAAUUUUAAGGUGCAUGACUUUUGUUCUUGAUAGCUUUUAUUUGUAUUAGUAUAAUGUUUGUCUCAAUUGGCACAAAAUUCUUUAAGGAAAUUUUAUCUACAAGUAUAGUUAUAUUUAGAGUCUUAUUGCAUUUCACAAAAAGCACACUUAUAAAUAACUAAACUAAAGCAACAUUCUUCCCACAUCUUGCAUUAAGUUUUGAACUUUAUAAGUAAAUUUUGCUUCUACUUUAUAUUUUAGAUUACGUCCAACUAAAUUAUGAAUGCUUCUGCAAAGAUUUGAUUUGUAAGAUAUUUCGGUUCAACCAUUUUCAAAAACUGAACUGUCAGUGAAAAUCUUUUAUUUCCAAAGCUCCGUUAAAAAUUCAUAAUAAUCGCGCAUUUUAUCUGCUUUAAAUUUUGUGCCAAAAUCUUUGAGAAAUACAUACGUGGUUUUCGAUCUCACUUCGAUUUUUAGAGAAACGCUUAGGCAUUUCAUCGUUCAAUCUCAGGUUUUAAUUGCUGAUGCUAGUUUUAAAUUAGUUCAGAUUGUAAAGAUAGAUAUAUAUUAUAUUGUAUUAUAUUAAUAAAGAGUUAUUAUUUUGUAAAGUGAA
This is a messenger RNA of Zophobas morio, 1905 nucleotides long. RefSeq lists its product as uncharacterized. Gene Ontology annotation, cellular component: nucleus. The coding region runs from base 1 to 1233 and encodes 410 amino acids. The transcript has 6 exons. Gene Ontology annotation, biological process: regulation of transcription by RNA polymerase II; cell differentiation; anterior/posterior axis specification. Gene Ontology annotation, molecular function: RNA polymerase II transcription regulatory region sequence-specific DNA binding; DNA-binding transcription factor activity, RNA polymerase II-specific. Lineage: Eukaryota; Metazoa; Arthropoda; Insecta; Coleoptera; Tenebrionidae. The record is from RefSeq and is a predicted model, not a curated record.